AUGUUACAUGUGCAGCAUACAAGCAUUCUACAAGUUUACAACCACCCACACUAUCUGCGUCGCCCCCUAAUUCUCCAUAACAUAACAAACAACCAAAACACUCUUCAACUCUCUCUCUCUCUCUCUCUCUCUCUCUCUCUCUCUCUCUCCGCGUGUAAAACCCUAGAUCGGCGGAGGCGGCGAAAAUGGCGAUCAUCGGCGGCGGCGGAGGAGCGGCGGCGGCGGCGGUGGUGGCUAUGGCGGCGGUGAUGGUGAUGGCGGUGGCGGUGGUGGUGGUGGAGGGGCAGGGAUCGGGGGCGGUGCCGGAGUGCGCGUCGAAGCUGGUGGGGUGCGCGCAGUACCUGAACGGGACGGGGACGCCGCCGGCGACGUGCUGCGGGCCGCUGAAGGAGGCGGCGACGAACGAGACGGCGUGCCUGUGCGCCGUGCUGAACGACAAGGCCGUGCUCCGCGCCUUCAACGUCGACCCCGCGCAGGGCCUCCUCCUCGCCAAGCGCUGCGGGGGCUCCUACUUCGUCAAGUGGUACAGCUUCUCCAGCAAGCCAAAACAACGGCGCGGUGCAAAGUAGGAGUUGGACAGGCGCGUUUAGCUUGACUAGCUUGCUCUUUGCGGGGUGGGCCGUCAUGGUUUAGAAGCGUCGAGAAUCCUGGGUGAGGCCUACUUGUUUACCAUCUGAAUAAACUUUCAUGUUAUGUUGAGUAUCAGUUUCCGUUCCGGGUGAUAAAAUCUUGUUGUAGUUAUUGAGUAUGAUUAGUUUGUGUUCUUGCUCGCUUUCACUGAAAAUCUCUCUUGGAAAUUUCAAAAUUAAGGGUUGUUUUAUUCAUGUGUACUAGUAAUUCUCUAUUUGGUGUAUUUUUCACUGUAUCUUCAAAUGUUUAGUUGAUCUUAAGGGCGAUUGUCGCAACUUCGAUGUGAAACUCGCAGAACUCAAGUGUGGUGAAGUCUGAGUUUCUCUAUUUUAUCC
Molecule: messenger RNA, 965 nt
Organism: Ananas comosus (pineapple)
Lineage: Eukaryota; Viridiplantae; Streptophyta; Magnoliopsida; Poales; Bromeliaceae
Product: lipid transfer-like protein VAS
Source: RefSeq, a predicted model, not a curated record